Molecule: messenger RNA, 3527 nt
Organism: Mus caroli (Ryukyu mouse)
Lineage: Eukaryota; Metazoa; Chordata; Mammalia; Rodentia; Muridae
Source: RefSeq, a predicted model, not a curated record
UCAGUAUGUGGCAGUGGGGGAGCCCCACAAUGGGGUCAGAGAGAGAAGGAAUGGGAGAGAGACGGUGUCAUACUGAGCUCUCUUGAGCAAGAGGAGUCUGCAGCUUGGGCUGGUUAGACUGGAAGUGAUGUACGGGAGAAACAAGGGCAUCACUGAACUGGCCUAAAAGGAACUCUUAAUUUCUGGAUAGACUAAGGAGGGAGGGAGGUGUGUCUCCUGCAAGGCCUUCAAGCCUCACCCCCACUCCCCCCCUCCACCAGUCUCCCCGCCCUGAUCCACCAACUUCCGCCCAAGCCAGCCAGGAUCUGUCACAACUCGAGGUAGAAAUUCUGGUUUCCCUGGCCUGAAACCCACACUGGCUCUGGCAGGAUGGGUGCCUGGAGGGCCGCGCGCCCGUUCCAGCCAGGCUGAGCCCGCUUGCCUUGCCUGGACCCCCUUCUUUGCCUCGGAUGGCACCCUGAUUCAGGGUUUGAACACAGGACUUCUCAGUGUGGCUGGCUCAAGGAACCAUCUGGUGACCGUCUCCAGCUGACCAUGGCCCUACCAUCCCUGGGCCAGGACUCAUGGAGUCUCCUGGGUGUUUUUUUCUUCCAACUCUUCCUGCUGCCAUCACUGCCACCUGCUUCUGGGACUAAUGGUCAGGGGCCCAUGCCCAGAGUCAAAUACCAUGCUGGAGACGGGCACAGGGCCCUCAGCUUCUUCCAACAAAAAGGCCUCCGAGACUUUGACACGCUGCUCCUGAGUGACAAUGGCAACACUCUCUAUGUGGGGGCUCGAGAAGCCAUCCUGGCCUUGAAUAUCCAGAACCCAGGAAUCCCAAGGCUGAGGAACAUGAUACCCUGGCCAGCCAGUGAGAGAAAAAAGACCGAAUGUGCCUUUAAGAAGAAGAGCAAUGAGACACAGUGUUUCAACUUCAUUCGAGUCCUGGUCUCUUACAAUGCCACUCACCUCUAUGCCUGUGGGACCUUUGCCUUCAGCCCUGCCUGUACCUUCAUUGAACUCCAAGAUUCCCUCCUGUUGCCCAUCUUGAUAGACAAGGUCAUGGACGGGAAGGGCCAAAGCCCCUUCGAUCCUGUUCACAAGCACACAGCUGUCUUGGUCGAUGGGAUGCUUUAUUCUGGCACCAUGAACAACUUCCUGGGCAGCGAGCCCAUCCUGAUGCGGACACUGGGAUCCCAGCCUGUUCUCAAGACUGACAUCUUCCUACGCUGGCUGCACGCGGAUGCCUCCUUCGUGGCAGCCAUUCCAUCCACCCAGGUCGUCUAUUUCUUCUUUGAGGAGACAGCCAGCGAGUUUGACUUCUUUGAGGAGCUGUACAUAUCCAGGGUGGCUCAAGUCUGCAAGAACGACGUGGGCGGUGAAAAGCUGCUGCAGAAGAAGUGGACCACCUUCCUCAAAGCCCAGUUGCUCUGCGCUCAGCCAGGGCAGCUGCCAUUCAACAUCAUCCGCCACGCGGUCCUGCUGCCCGCCGAUUCUCCCUCUGUUUCCCGCAUCUACGCAGUCUUUACCUCCCAGUGGCAGGUUGGCGGGACCAGGAGCUCAGCAGUCUGUGCCUUCUCUCUCACGGACAUUGAGCGAGUCUUUAAAGGGAAGUACAAGGAGCUGAACAAGGAGACCUCCCGCUGGACCACUUACCGGGGCUCAGAGGUCAGCCCGAGGCCAGGCAGUUGCUCCAUGGGCCCCUCCUCUGACAAAGCCUUGACCUUCAUGAAGGACCAUUUUCUGAUGGAUGAGCACGUGGUAGGAACACCCCUGCUGGUGAAGUCUGGCGUGGAGUACACACGGCUUGCCGUGGAGUCAGCUCGGGGCCUUGAUGGGAGCAGCCAUGUGGUCAUGUACCUGGGUACCUCCACGGGGUCCCUGCACAAGGCUGUGGUGCCUCAGGACAGCAGCGCUUAUCUCGUGGAGGAGAUCCAGCUGAGCCCUGACUCUGAGCCUGUUCGAAACCUGCAGCUGGCCCCCGCCCAGGGUGCAGUGUUUGCAGGCUUCUCCGGAGGCAUCUGGAGAGUUCCCAGGGCCAAUUGCAGUGUCUAUGAGAGCUGUGUGGACUGUGUGCUUGCCAGGGACCCUCACUGUGCCUGGGACCCUGAAUCAAGACUCUGCAGCCUUCUGUCUGGCUCUACCAAGCCUUGGAAGCAGGACAUGGAACGCGGCAACCCGGAGUGGGUAUGCACCCGUGGCCCCAUGGCCAGGAGCCCCCGGCGUCAGAGCCCCCCUCAACUAAUUAAAGAAGUCCUGACAGUCCCCAACUCCAUCCUGGAGCUGCCCUGCCCCCACCUGUCAGCACUGGCCUCUUACCACUGGAGUCACGGCCGAACCAAAAUCCCAGAAGCCUCUGCUACUGUCUACAAUGGCUCCCUCUUGCUGCUGCCACAGGAUGGCGUUGGGGGCCUCUACCAGUGUGUGGCGACUGAGAACGGCUACUCAUACCCUGUGGUCUCCUAUUGGGUAGACAGCCAGGACCAGCCCCUGGCGCUGGAUCCUGAGCUGGCGGGCGUUCCCCGCGAGCGUGUGCAGGUCCCGCUGACCAGGGUCGGAGGCGGAGCUUCCAUGGCUGCCCAGCGGUCCUAUUGGCCCCAUUUUCUCAUCGUUACCGUCCUCCUGGCUAUCGUGCUCCUGGGAGUGCUCACUCUCCUCCUCGCUUCCCCACUGGGGGCGCUGCGGGCUCGGGGUAAGGUUCAGGGCUGUGGGAUGCUGCCCCCCAGGGAAAAGGCUCCGCUGAGCAGGGACCAGCACCUCCAGCCCUCCAAAGACCACAGGACCUCUGCCAGUGAUGUAGAUGCCGACAACAACCAUCUGGGCGCCGAAGUGGCUUAAACGGGGACACAGAUCCGCAGCUGAGCAGAGCAAGCCACUGGCCUUGUUGACUAUGCCAGGCACAGUGCCACUCUGACCAGGGUAGGAGGCUCUCCUGCUAACGUGUGUCACCUACAGCACCCAGUAGGUCCUCCCCUGUGGGACUCUCUUCUGCAAGCACAUUGGGCUGUCUCCAUACCUGUACUUGUCCUGUGACAGGAAGAGCCAGACAGGUUUCUUUGAUUUUGAUUGACCCCAAGAGCCCUCCUGUAAAAAAUGUGCUCCAGGAGACCAUGAAAGGUGUGGCUGUCUGGGGUUCUGUGGUGACAAACCUAAGCAUCAGAGCAAGCUGGGGCUAUUCCUGCAAACUCCAUCCUGAAAGCUGUCACUCUGGAAGCAGCUGCUGCUUUGAACACCAGCCCACCCUCCUUCCCGGGUCUCCAAGAGUCUCUCUGGAGUUGGCCCCUUGUGUUUCCUUUACCAGUCAUGCCAUACUGUUUGGGAAGUCAUCUCUGAAGUCUAACCACCUUCCUUCUUGCUUCAGUUUGGACAGAUUGUUAUUAUUGUCUCUGCCCUGGCUAGAAUGGGGGGCAUAAUCUGAGCCUUGUUCCCUUGUCCAGUGUGGCUGACCCUUGACCUCUUCCUUCCUCCUCCCUUUGUUUUGGGAUUCAGAAAACUGCUUGUCACAGACAAUUUAUUUUUUAUUAAAAAAUAUAUAAGCUUUAAAGAAA